AGUGCAUUCAGUUAGCGAGUGGAGUUAGCUGUCUGACUAGUCUGGUCUGUCAUCAUGGCUGUCGUGCAGAAUAUCCUCAUCCUGCUGCUGGCCAUAUCCGGGGCGCAUUCGUUGGUUCACUACCAGAAAUAUCCUGGCGAUGAGAAAACACAGAGCUGCAAAACCCCAGGUACUAGUACUAAAGUGGGAGAAUACUCGCAGCACAAAGACUAUUGUGGUGUCAUAUACUGCCAUACCGCUGAUGGUGAUGCCCUGAUUCACUAUUGCCAGAUUCCAGCCACGUUCGAAAAGUGUGAAGAUAGUGGCGUAAACACGGCCGAUGAUUUUCCCCGCUGUUGUUGGAAAUGUGUCAAGUAUACAACAUGCUAGAGCUUCGGCUAACGUUACUUGGCGAUCUAUCCAUCAAGUUAUCUAUCUAUCUGUACAGUACAUUAUGAAAAAAGGGCAAAACUGUUUAGAAGACAAUAAAGUAAAGUGGAGUAAAAAAGAUUAAAACCAAUUGGCUAUAA
Drosophila miranda is the source of this 509-nucleotide messenger RNA. RefSeq lists its product as uncharacterized. The record is from RefSeq and is a predicted model, not a curated record. The transcript has 2 exons. Lineage: Eukaryota; Metazoa; Arthropoda; Insecta; Diptera; Drosophilidae. The coding region runs from base 55 to 369 and encodes 104 amino acids.